AUGUCUGCUCACGAAGUUGAUGAAGAAUUAUCUGAAGUGAUAUACCCGUCAACGAGUGUGAUUCCUCAGAACUCACCGGGCGAAGAAUACUUUGAUGAUGUCCAAGCUCAGAGAGAGUCCGAGGAUAAUCAUCAACAGCAAAAAAAACGAACCGUGAGACAAAAAAAAGACAGCGCCAAGCUCCAGAGAGAAUUUCGGCAAAAACAGACUACUGAAGAAGUAAUAAAAAGGAAAACUGCAGCUGCUGCGUACAUGCAAGAAUAUCGUGUUCGAAAGAAAAACGAGUCUCUACACUCUGCUAAAAAAAGACGUUUGGACGAUAUACUCGUAAGUGCGCAUGAAGAACAAUCUGCUGAUUCGAUACCCAGUACCAGCGCCAGAGCAACGACGUCCACUGAGUCCACGGAGUCUAAUGAAAGAUUGCAUCAUCGAAGAGCCACAGCAGCACGACAUUCGAGUGAUUAUAGAACUCGAUGUCGUGAAGCAAGAGCUGCGAUUGCAACGGAAACAGUUCAAUCGUCUCCAAAUGAUGAUCGUUCUUCCGAUCAAGAACCAUUUCUGAGGCAACCAACAAUCCCCACUGUCGUAUAUGAUCCAGUAUUGCAACAAGCUGAAGCUCACCGCCAAUUUAAAGAAAAGUUUUUGGAAAAUAAUUUUGGAUAUGCAUGUUCUGUGUGCGACCGGUUAUGGUACGAGAAAGACCUGAAACCUGCACCUAUUAACUGUGUGACUAUUCUCGCAGCAGAAUUUCCCAACAUGGAUUUGGAAGCAGCUCGAGUUUGUAACACUUGCCAUGCCUCAUUGCGAAAAGAAAAAAUACCGACAUAUUCAACUUCAAACGGAUUCAAGUAUCCACCUCAACCUGAAAAUUUACCCGAUCUUGAUUUAGUCACUGAACGAUUGAUAUCGCCUCGACUUCCGUUCAUGCAGAUCAGCCGACUCAGACAUGGUCAAGGUCAGUAUGGAAUUUUGGGCCAAGUUAUCAAUGUUCCCGUUUCCGUCAAUACCAUGGUUCAUUAUCUACCACGAGAACUUGAUGAUGACUAUUGUAUAAAUGUCCACAUAAAACGAAAAAAGAUACAUAAAUCGAGUUAUCUUAUUGGCUUGGUUCGCAAACGUGUUGUUAAAGAUUGGCUCCGUUAUCUCAUCAAUACUCCUCUUUAUAAAUUCUAUAACAUUGCAAUUAACGAGUCAUUUUUCUCCAUGGAUGUAUCCCUGCCUCAUAGCACCAACGAUAUGAUGGAAGAAAUUGAUAUUGAAGACAGCUUGCACGCUCAACAGCAAACUUUACUUUGGAACGAAGAUAAAUUUCUACGGAUUGCUCCAGCACAAGGCGAAAUGCCAACAAGUGUUUUGUUUGAUGAACACUGCGAAGAGCUGGCAUUCCCCAGUAUUUAUCUUGGACAAUUUCGAGGUUUCAAAGAAGACCUGAAUGUGACACCAUAUAUGAUGGCAACCAGUGAACUACGCAGAUCCGAUCGACGAGGAGUAACCCCUCAACAUUUACUGUAUGUAGCAAUGAAAAUUCUGCGCAUGCGUACGCGAGAUGCAUUGACAGUUGCGUUCAAAUUUAUUGGUACAGAUACCACACUCACAAGAGCACAAAUAGAAUCAUCUAAUUUCAUCAAUGAUUGUCUUGAAACAAAUUUGGCAUUUUUACGUUCCAUUCCGAAUUCCACUUACUAUUGGUCGCAACGCAAACGAGACCUGUUCGCAAUGAUUCGCCAAUUGGGAAAACCUACAUUCUUUUUAACUAUGAGUGCAAACGAAAUUGGUUGGCCAAAAUUGAUGAAACUUUUAUAUAAAUUACGCAAUAAUGGAGCGGAUAUUGACUCACAGGGUCUUGCUGAUAUGCAUUUCAAUUUGAAAGCUGCUCUGAUCAACGAAGAUCCUGUUACCUGCGCGAUCCAUUUUGAUAAGUUAGUACAAGUCAUCAUGGGUAUACUCCAGUCAAAACAAUUCUGCCCCUUUGGCAAUCACUACGUCAAACACUAUUUUAUACGGAUCGAAUUUCAGCAUCGGGGUAGUCCUCACGCACAUAUAUUGCUUUGGUUGAAUGAAGCUCCAACUGACGCCCUAGCAGAAGGAAAAGCUGCCACUGAAACUUUUGUUGACGAAUUUGUUUCUGUAUCGCCGGCCGAUGCUUCUGGUUAUGAAAAACUCCAGAAACAUAAGCAUACAUUCACGUGUUUCAAGAAAAAAAAUUCAUCAGCAUGUCGUUUUGAAGCACCAUUUAUGCCUAGUCGAUCAACAGUUAUACUUCAACCAAUGGCAAAAACAGAUACACGUCAUACAGUGUAUUUAAAAAUCUACAAGCAAAUCAGGAAGGCACUCGAAAAUAAUGACUAUUGUGAUAUUAAUCAGUUCUUAACAGCAAACCAAAUUACUUCGUAUGAAAUGUACUUGGAUAUUCUGCGAGCUGGAAUAACCAGACCACGUGUAUUUAUAAAACGUGACACUAUGGAAAAAUGGAUUAAUCAAUUUAAUCCGUUUAUCCUCAACGUUCUAGGUUCGAAUAUGGACUUCCAAUUCAUUAUUGAAGAAUACUCUUGUGCUGCAUAUGUGGUGGAAUACGUUAACAAGACUAAUAGAGGCAUAAGCAAUCUUCAGCGAAAAAUUAUAGAGACCAUGGAUGAGCAUCCGGAGUUUGACUUUAUUGAAAUAACGAGGAAGUUAAGCGUCGAUAUGCUGAACUGUGUCGAACUCACCAGUCAGGAAGCUGCUUGGUAUCUCCUUCGACAAGCCAUGUCAAAAAGUUCAGAAAAAGUGAUAUACAUUCCAACUUCAUGGCCUGUUGAGAGGGAGCGUGUUCGAAAAUCGAAUAAAGCUUUGGAGGAGGAGAAUAUUGAGCAAGACUCAUGUGAUAUUUGGCUUGACAAUUGUUUUGACAAAUAUCAAAAACGACCAAAGGAAUUAAAUGACAUCACUUUAGCUCAAGCUGUUGCCCACUAUACAGUGUCCAAAGCCAAUGUCUGGAAACGACGUAUGCAUCCUAGGAUAAUUCGUUAUCGUAACUAUGAUGUGACAGCAGAUAUAAAUGAGUACAAACGUGAAAUGGUGACUUUACAUUUGCCUUUUCGUGAUGAAGAAAAUGAAAUUCUCGCAGAGAGAAAAUACGUAGAAAUUUACAAUACGCACGAGGUAAUAAUAAUGGAGCGAAGACGAGAAUUCGAGUCAAAUUUAGAUAUCGCUAAAACUAUAAAAAUUUGUCGAGAGUUAUGUCUUGAAGUCGCAGAAGAUGAUGAAGAUGAAACAAGAAAUGAUAUAAAUUUAUUAGCAGCGCAUGUACGAGAAGCUAACUCUUUCGCUGACUUUUUAGCAAAUCCAAACACGGAUGCCAACGCAGAUCUGAGAUUAGCAACGUUAAAUCGUCUCGGUCCUAUUGCCAAGAAACGGGAUAACGUUAUGGAUAAAGAAGACUUCAAUCGCCUCAUGUGCUCAACGAAUUAUCGCCAAAAAGGUCUCUUGCUUCACGUGAUUUCACAUAUUUUAAAUGCCGAUACUGAAGAACCUUUGCAAAUCUUUCUUACGGGACCUGCUGGCUGUGGAAAAACAUUCGUGAUUAAUUUACUGAGAGAAAUUUAUAAUCGGUUUUGCCAUACAGAUGGUUAUUGCAAUGCAUAUAUAACAUGUGCAUCUACGGGGAAGGCAGCUGUAGCCAUUGAAGGCACCACCGUUCAUACUGCUUUUAAAAUAACUAUAGGACGACCGCAACCACUGUCAUUUGAAGUAGCAAAACAAUUCCGUAGUCUCUUCAAGUACAUUGAAUGUAUUUUAAUUGAUGAGGUCAGCAUGAUAUCAGCAGAAUUAAACGGAAAAAUAGAUUCACGUUUAAAACAAAUUACGGCUUCUAAUUCUUCCUACGUUGGCAAAGAUAUUUUCUUCAUUGGUGAUUUGCGACAACUUCCAGCAGUACGCGCGACGCCUAUCUACAAACAACCGAAAAACAGCAUGGCUGGACCUACGCUAUGGCGAGGUUUGAAGUUCUAUGAACUAAACGAAGUCAUGCGUCAGGAAAAUGUUCAGUUCUCAUGUUUACUGACAAAAAUAGGAAACGGAGAUAUACUGAAUAAUGCAGAAUUGGACUUACUUGAAUCGCGGUUUUUCACCGAAGAGGAGGCGGCCGAAAAAUGCCCCAACGGUGUACGAUUGUUUUUCAGAAAUCAUGACGUUGAAUAG
Molecule: messenger RNA, 4179 nt
Organism: Acyrthosiphon pisum (pea aphid)
Lineage: Eukaryota; Metazoa; Arthropoda; Insecta; Hemiptera; Aphididae
Exons: 1
Coding region: 1-4179 (1392 amino acids)
Biological process (GO): DNA repair; telomere maintenance
Molecular function (GO): DNA helicase activity
Source: RefSeq, a predicted model, not a curated record